Molecule: messenger RNA, 611 nt
Organism: Amphimedon queenslandica
Lineage: Eukaryota; Metazoa; Porifera; Demospongiae; Haplosclerida; Niphatidae
Product: ryncolin-1-like
Exons: 1
Source: RefSeq, a predicted model, not a curated record
UGUGAUAUGGAGACUGAUGGUGGUGGAUGGACUGUACUUCAGAGGAGACAAGACGGAUCUGUUGAUUUCUAUAGGAAUUGGACUGACUAUGAGAAUGGAUUUGGUGACCUUACUGGUGAGUUUUGGUUAGGAUUGAGCAAGAUUCAUUGUCUUACUAAAGAAGGAUCAAACACACUAAGAGUGGACCUGGGAGACUUUGAGGGGAACACAGCUUAUGCUAACUACUCUACAUUCAGUGUUAGUGAUGGUAGUACUGAAUAUAUAAUACUAACAGUAGGAGGAUACUUUGGUACUGCUGGGGAUAGUCUGGCCUAUCAUAAUGGAAGGAGAUUCACUACAAGAGAUAAUGAUAAUGAUAGUAAUAGUGGUAACUGUGCUCAGACCUACACUGGUGCCUGGUGGUAUUAUAGCUGCUAUCAUUCAAAUCUCAAUGGUCGUUAUUUUAAUACUGCAACUAAUAAUCAUCAAUCAAUUAAUUGGUACCAUUGGAAAGGUGCAAGAAUUAGUCUCAAGUUCUCAGAGAUGAAAACUCGUCGUAACAAUUAAAUACUGUCCCCCCCACACACAUAAGUGUGUUUAUAAUGUGCUGAUAUAUCAUUAAGUCAUUUCAA